AAUCAAUUAAUUUCCGCUCCCUCAAGCGUGCUUGUUUCCGCAGCAGCAAAAACCUUAUCGCCGCCUCCAUCAUGACGCGCACCGUGAUCGUCCUGUUCGCACUGGUCGCUGUGGUCGCUGCCGAGCCACCGUUGCGCUUCCGGCCCCGUGCCGCGUCCUUCGCUGUGCAGCGACCGAACGUACGCUUUGCCCGGCUGGAGGACGCACCGCCGGCAGCAGAGCAACCGGCCGGCUACCACUAUCCCAAGCCGAUGUCCGCCGGCUACCACUAUCCCAAGCCGGACCAAGCGUUCCCGCUGCCGGGCGAGGAGAUGCCACCCGCUUUCACCACCGAGCAGGCACCAGCCGCCGAGACGACGACACCGGUCCAGGAGGAGCAGUCGACAACGACGGAAUCGAGCGACACCAUGACUACCACUGCGGCUUACGAAGACUACGAAGAUGCUACUGGCGCCCCGGAACCGACGGCCGAUGAUACCAACGUGAGCGCUAAGCUGCGCCGCCGCCAGCAGCUUAACGCCCGCCGUCCUGCUCCCCUAACGCUGGUCAACCGGCCGAGCCAGCGUCUGGAGGAACUGCCUGCCGCCGUGUAUGUGGCUGACCAGGAGCAGCAGCAGCAGCAGCAGGUGGUACAGCAGCGUCCAGUGUAUCUCAUCAGUCUUCCCGAGUCGACCCUGCAGCAGCUCGUGUUGCUUAACAACGCGCAGCUUGCCGGGCUGCAGGUCGCUCCCCAGCCCACCGCCGUCUACCUGUCCGAGCUGGACUACAUCUACAAGAAGAAGUAGAACGCUCCCACCACCAUUCACGACACCAGUCUUCUAACUCUAGCACUCUACGGGUGCCCCAUACCGCUAGGAUUAGUAACGAUGCACCCUCGUCGGACCAAAGAUGCGUUCACUUCGCAGCGACCAUGGAAAGGCUCAGCCACACGUUACCGGUACACUGUAUAUAGAGCAAUGUAAUAAAACUUGUUACCACUCAUCA
Molecule: messenger RNA, 984 nt
Organism: Anopheles gambiae (African malaria mosquito)
Lineage: Eukaryota; Metazoa; Arthropoda; Insecta; Diptera; Culicidae
Exons: 1
Coding region: 72-785 (237 amino acids)
Source: RefSeq, a predicted model, not a curated record